Molecule: messenger RNA, 3358 nt
Organism: Indicator indicator
Lineage: Eukaryota; Metazoa; Chordata; Aves; Piciformes; Indicatoridae
Gene: ANO8
Product: anoctamin 8
Exons: 18
Coding region: 1-3333 (1110 amino acids)
Biological process (GO): chloride transmembrane transport
Cellular component (GO): plasma membrane
Molecular function (GO): chloride channel activity
Source: RefSeq, a predicted model, not a curated record
AUGCCCGAGCCGCCGGUGUCAGCGCAGGACGGCGACCGGCCCCGGCCCCGGGCCCCGCUCCCGGAGGAACGGGCGGAACCGGCGGCUCCAACCGGAGUCCUCGAUAAGCUCUUCGGGAAGCGGCUGCUCCAGGCUGGGCGUUACAUCAUGUCCCACAAGGCCUGGAUGAAGACGGUGCCCACCGAGAACUGCGACGUGCUCAUGACCUUUCCGGACACCACCGAUGACCACACUCUGCUCUGGCUGCUGAACCACAUCCGCCUGGGCAUCCCCGAGCUGAUCGUGCAGGUGCGGCACCACAAGCACACUCGCGUCUACGCCUUCUUCGUCACCGCCACCUACGAGAGCUUGCUGCGUGGGGCUGACGAGAUCGGGCUGCGGAAGCCGGUGAAGGCAGAGUUCGGGGGAGGCAUGAGGAGCUUCUCCUGCGAGGAGGAUUACAUCUAUGAGAACAUCGAGAACGAGCUCUACUUCUUCACCUCUCAGGAACGGCAGAACAUCAUCAGGUACUGGCUGGAGAACCUCCGUGCCAAGCAGGGAGAGUCGCUGCACAACAUCCACUUCCUGGAGGGGCAGCCCAUCAUCCCGGAGCUGGCAGCCCGUGGAGUGAUCCAGCAGCUCUUCCCCCUGCACGAGCAGAGGAUCCUCAAGAGGCUCAUGAAGUCCUGGGUGCAAGCCAUCUGCGAGGCCCAGCCGCUUGAUGAGAUCUGUGACUACUUCGGGGUGAAGAUCGCUUUGUACUUCGCCUGGUUGGGCUUCUACACCUCAGCCAUGGUCUACCCUGCAGUCUUCGGCUCCAUCCUCUACACCUUCACUGAGAGCGACCAGACCAGCCAAGACAUCUGCUGUGUGGUCUUCGCCAUCUUCAAUGUCAUCUGGGCCACCUUCUUCCUGGAGGAGUGGAAGCGACGUGGGGCUGAGUUUGCCUACAAAUGGGGGACCCUGGACACCCCAGCUGAGUCCAUCGAGGAGCCCCGGCCCCAGUUCAGGGGCAUCAAGAGGAUCAGCCCCGUGACCAGCACUGAGGAGUUUUACUACCCCCCUUGGAAGCGUUUGCUCUUCCAGUGCCUGGUCAGCCUCCCUGUCUGCCUCGUCUGCCUCUCCUUUGUCUUCCUCCUCAUGCUGGGCUGCUUCCAGCUCCAGGAAUUCGUGCUGAGCAUCCAGGAGCUUCCCCGCAUCAUUCGCUUCCUCCCCAAAAUCGCCCUGGCUGUCAUCGUCACUGCCUGUGAUGAGCUUUACAAGAAGAUUGCCUACUGGCUGAACGACAUGGAGAACUAUCGCCUGCAGAGUGCCUACGAGAAACACCUCAUCAUCAAAAUCGUCCUGUUUCAGUUUGUGAAUUCAUACCUGAGUCUUUUCUACAUCGGUUUCUACCUCAAAGACAUGGAGAGGCUGAAGGAGCUCCUGCUCAUCUUCUCUCUCUCCCAAAGCCUCGUGCGUCAGCUUAAAGAGGCUCUCCUUCCCUUCAUCCUCCUCCACCUCCACCUCUCUCUCAUCUUCUUUAAGGGCCUCCUGGGCUUUUGCUGGAGACUGGGAGUAUCCAAAAUGCUGGCCACGCUGCUCAUCACCCGCCAGUUCCUGCAGAACGUCCGGGAGGUGUCCCAGCCCCACCUCUACCGGCGGUUGCGCCGGGGGGACCUCAGCCUGCGCGACCUCCGCCAGCUCGCCCACACCCUGCUCCGCCUGCUCGCUCCCCACCGCCGCCCCCCGGCUCCUGCCGAGGGGUCCCGCGGGGAGAAGAAAUGUUUAAAUGGGGGUUGCGGGGUGCCAGAGGAAGAGGAGGAGGAGGAAGAGCGGCGCGAGUCGGACUCGGACUCGGAGAGCGCCCUGGACUGCGGGCUGAAGCUGAAGAGGGUCAGCUUCAUCGAGAGGGGCGAGCGGCGCAGCGCCGAGCACUGCGGCCCCGAGGACGACAGCUUCCUGGAGGAGGGCAGCCCCACCAUGGUGGAGAAGGGCAUGGACCCUGCCUCCGUCUUCGAGCUGUGUGAGGAUGAGGAGGAGGCCGAAGGGCCCCCCGGCAGCCCGGUGAAGGCGGCGGAGCCGGCGGCGGUCCCACGGGCCGGCCGGAGGAGGAGAGGGGCUGAGAGUAGGGAGGAGGAGGAAGGUGAGGAGGAAGGGCGGAGGCGUAACCGGGCGUCGUGGAUCGACCCUCCCGAGGAGGACUACUCCACGCAGCUGACCCAGGCAGAAGUGGAGAGCUGCAUGAAAAAGUAUGAGGACACCUUCCAGGACUACCAGGAGAUGUUCAUCCAGUUUGGCUACGUGGUGCUCUUCUCCUCUGCCUUCCCCCUGGCCGCCAUGUGUGCCCUGGUGAACAACAUCAUCGAGAUCCGCAGCGAUGCCUUCAAGCUGUGCACAGGGCUCCAGCGCCCCUUCGGCCAGCGGGUGGAGAGCAUCGGGCAGUGGCAGAAGGUGAUGGAGGCCAUGGGUGUCUUGGCCAUCGUGGUCAACUGCUACCUGAUCGCCCAGUGUGGGCAGCUCCAGCGCCUCUUCCCCUGGCUCAGCCCCGAGGGAGCCAUCAUCUCCGUGGUGGUGCUGGAGCACUUUGCCCUGCUCCUGAAGUACAUCAUCCAAGUGGCCAUCCCUGACAUCCCUGCCUGGGUGGCCGAGGAGAUGGCCAAGCUGGAGUACCAGCGGCGUGAGGCCUUCAAGAAGCAUGAGCGGCAGGCGCAGCACCACUUCCAGCAGCAGCAGCGGCGCAAGCGUGAGGAGGAGGAGCGGCAGCGCCACGCCGAGUACCAGGCUCGCAAGGAGCGAGAGAGUGGCCGCGACGAGGCCAAGGCAGAGGCCGCCGGGCAGGACCCGGCCCACGAGAAGAGCCAGAGCAAAGGGAAGGGCUCCGGGGGCUCCUCGCACGGCUCCGACAAGCCCAAGAGACCCAGCUCCCUCCUGGCCACCAACAACGUGAUGAAGCUGAAGCAAAUCAUCCCUCUGCAGGGCAAGUUCCUCUCCGGGGGAGCCGGGGGUAGUGGCACCGCCACUGCCAGGUCCCCCCAGUCCCCGACGGGCAGCGAGAACAAACUCCCUGGCUUCCUCAGCUUCAAGUUCCUGAAAUCCCCCGAGACUAAGCGGGACACGGGGACCGAGAAGGUCCAGUCGCCCACCAAGCCCUUCAACCCCAGCAAGCUCUUCAACUUCGGCAAGUCCGAAGGGGCUGGGGGCAACGGCGCCGCGGCCACUACCGCCUCCCCCCAGCCGCGCCCCGGCCCCUCGGCGGAGGCGGCAGAGCGGCCGGGCCCCAGCAAAUCGCAUCUUAACGGGGCGCCGGAGGAGGGGCCCCGAGAGGAGCCAGAAAGCCGUGUGGAGGAGGAGAGUGGGGGCUACAAACUCUAACCAGAGCUUUUUGGGGAGCGGGAGC